Molecule: messenger RNA, 2161 nt
Organism: Menidia menidia (Atlantic silverside)
Lineage: Eukaryota; Metazoa; Chordata; Actinopteri; Atheriniformes; Atherinopsidae
Source: the annotation of a GenBank genome assembly
AUGGCUCAAUGUUUGGGUAAAGACGGACCAGGAAUGGCUGAAAAGAAGCGGAGACUUUCCCUCCCCUCCCCCACAGACUUAACCAUGUCUCAAGUGGAGAAAAAGGCGGGUCUGCUGAGGAGGACGUCCUCCUCUAAAAAACCUUUGAAGGAGAAGGUGGUUCUGAUGUACGAUGAGAUCUUUGCAAAAGAAGACCCAGCCAAAAAUAAUCCUCGCUUCUGGGACGAGCUGUUUCUGAUGAAGGUGAACCUGGAAUACCUGGAGUCCAAACUGGAGAGCGUAGAUGGGGAGGAAGUCCAGCGUAUUCAAGACAACAUCAACUCUCUGUUUCACCACUGCGUCCAGGCUCUGGGAGAGGAGCAUCAGAUCAAAGUGGUUAAUGCCCUGCAGACGCUCUGCGCUCUGUUUCGAGGGGUCCACCAGAAAAACAAGUCGGCCUCUGGCUUCGACAUCAUUAACAUGCUGAUGGGCUUCGACAAGGCCGAGCAAAGGAUGAAGGACCUGAUGGAGAGGCUGGAUUGCCUUCUUUGUGGAGACGGCUCCGAGAGUCUGAAGAGCCUUUGCCUCAAACUGCUGCUGUGUUUAGUGACGGUAACAGACAAUAUUAGCCAGAACACCAUCCUGGAGUAUGUGAUGAUCAACAGCAUCUUUGAAGCCAUCCUACAAAUUCUGUCGGAUGUUUCCAGUAGAGGGCAGCAUGGUUAUGAUGCAGUGGUUCUUCUGGCCCUCCUCGUCAACUACAGAAAAUAUGAGUCUGUGAAUCCGUAUAUUGUGAAACUCUCCAUUGUGGACGAUGAGCCAACAUUAGAUGGAAUGGGCAUGGUGGUCCACCAAGCCCUGACAGAAUAUAACAGACAAUACAAAGACAAAGAGGAGGAGCACCAGGGCGGCUUCUUCUCCACCCUCACCAGUAUGGUCGGCAGCAUGUUCAUAGCAGAUGCGGAUGAGAAGCUCUCUGUGCAGACAAAUGAGGCGAUUCUGCUGGCUCUCUAUGAGGCCGUGCACCUGAACAGAAACUUCAUCACCGUGUUAGCACAGAGCCACCCUGAGAUCGACAUCGCGGCGACGCCCGCCGUCCCGACUCCCACCACUCCCACGACUCCCCUCGGCACCACGCCGCCCUCCCUAGACAUGCUGAACAACCCCGAGCUGCCCUUGGAUCCCAACCUGCAGACCAGCAACCUGCUCAUUACCUUCCUAAAAUACGCCUCCAUUGUGAUGCAGGACACUAAAGACGAGCACCGACUGAACAGCGCCCGCCUGUGCCUGAUCAUCCUCACCUGCAUAGCUGAGGACCAGUAUGCCGAUGCCUUUCUUCACGAUGACAACAUGAACUUCAGAGUCAGCCUCCACAGGAUGCCCAUGAGACACAGGAAAAAAACUGUGGACAAAAAUAUUCCUUCUCGUCCGCUGGUGUGUGCGGUUUUAGCUCUCAUCAACCUGCUCAAGUUCCUGCUGUCCAACGAGACCACGCUGCUGGCCAAGCACAACAUCUUUCAUCUGGCCCUGCUGGUCGUGAACCUGUUCAACAUGUUCAUAACCUACGGAGACACGUUCCUGCCCACCUCCAACAGCUACGACGAGCUGUACUAUGAAAUAGUACGAAUGCACCAGGUGUUUGACAACCUCUACUGCAUGGUUUUGAGAGUAUCCACCAACACAGGCCAGUGGAAGGAGGCAGCCAGCAAAGUCACACACGCACUGGUUAACAUUCGGGCCAUCGUCAACCAUUUUAAUCCUAAAAUUGAGUCGUAUGCUGCUGUGAACCACAUCUCCCAGCUGUCAGAGGAACAGGUUUUGGAGGUGGUACGGUCCAACUACGACACGCUGACCCUCAAACUGCAGGACGGCCUGGACCAGUUUGAGAGGUACUCGGAGCAGCCAAAGGAGGCCGCUUUCUUCAAGGAGCUGGUGCGCUCCAUCAGCCUGAACGUGAGGAAGAACGUCUCUCUGAACACGCUGAGUCAGGACGUGCUGCUCAAAGAGUUCUCCACCAUCUCCUGAGACCCUCGCCUCCCUCAGGCCGACCUCUCUGUGCGUGUCAACACACACACAGACACACACGCGCGCGCAGACACACUAACCCGUUCGGCGGUUCGUCCCAUAAAUGGUCUCGACUCUUCGUCCUGUUUCCUGAGCAACGGGACGCUUUCUAAGGAAA